Messenger RNA from Durio zibethinus, 2530 nucleotides. RefSeq names its product phosphoinositide phospholipase C 4-like. Gene Ontology annotation, molecular function: phosphatidylinositol-4,5-bisphosphate phospholipase C activity. The record is from RefSeq and is a predicted model, not a curated record. Gene Ontology annotation, cellular component: plasma membrane. NCBI's taxonomy places the organism in Eukaryota, Viridiplantae, Streptophyta, Magnoliopsida, Malvales, Malvaceae. Gene Ontology annotation, biological process: phosphatidylinositol-mediated signaling; release of sequestered calcium ion into cytosol; lipid metabolic process.
AUUUAUCAGAAAUUAUCUGCUUCCAUUUCUUUUCUGAUCAUGUUUCCAUGUGGGAGUAAAAUCCAACUUUCCAGGAAUCCCUCAUGGCAGUAAAACAAAGCAGGCGGUAGUUUGUUGAACAAAUCUGAUAUAUAAAGAGAGUUGGGGAAUAUCACUUGUCAAAAUCAUCAAUAAAUCAACAUUCAACAAUAAUAUUCCAAGAAGGUAGAAACAAGUUGAAAGGAAAGUAAAGAUAGUCAUCAGCACUUGACAUUUUAUGUUUCUUUUUAUCUGAUUCUGUGAAGGAAGGUUUCUCGCGGCUCAUUUCUGAUCGUGGGGUACAUGGGAAAUUAUAGCAUGUGCAUUUGCUUCCCUAAGAAAUUUGGGGUCACUGAGGCAGGGCCACCAAUGGACGUGAAGGAGGUUUUCAUGGAGUACGCCGAGGGGGGUACCUGCAUGACAGUGGAGCAGCUGAGGCGGUUCUUGAUGGAGGUUCAAGGUGAUGCUGAAGCUUCCAUUGAAGAUGCUGAGAGGAUUGUGGAGGAAGUGCUCCAGAGGAGGCAUAACAAUAACGUAAAGUUUACAAAGCAGGCUCUAAGUCUUGAAGAUUUUCACUUUUACUUAUUCUCUGUGGAUCUCAACCCUUCUCUCCUUGAUCAGGUUCAUCAAGAUAUGACUGCUCCUCUCUCCUACUACUUCAUAUAUACUGGUCACAAUUCAUAUUUGACUGGAAAUCAAAUCAGCAGUGAUUGCAGCGAUGUUCCAAUCAUAAAGGCACUUAAGAGAGGUUUAAGAGUGGUGGAACUUGAUUUAUGGCCAAAUUCUACAAAAGAUGAUGUCCUUGUUCUUCAUGGAUGGACACUGACAACUCCUGUGGAGCUGAUAAAAUGUUUGAGAUCCAUUAAAGAACAUGCCUUUUCAGCGUCUCCAUAUCCAGUGAUAAUUACUUUUGAAGAUCACCUUACCCCAGAUCUUCAAGCUAAAGUUGCUCAGAUGGUCACCCAAACAUUUGGAAACAUGUUGUUUUAUCCUGACUCUGAUUGUGUGCAAGAAUUCCCUUCCCCGGAGGAACUGAAAUAUCGAAUUGUCAUAUCAACUAAACCUCCAAAAGAAUACCUUGAAGAUAUAAGCUUAUCAGGCAGAAGAAGUAACUCCCACACAGAAAAAGAUUCUGAUGAGGAUAUAUGGGGGAGAAUGUCAGCAGACCUCACAUAUGAUGAUGAGAAGAGUGAUUGUGAUACUAGUGAACAUAUUCAAUAUGAUGGUGACAAUGAAACCUAUGAUCGUCUAUUACGCCCAUUAGGGCCACCUACGUACAAGAAUCUAAUUUCCAUUCCAGCUGGAAAGCCAAAGGGAAAGCUGAGGGAGAAACUAAAAGUUGAGAUAGAUAAAGUUAGACGUCUAAGUUUGAGUGAACAAAAAUUUGAAAAGGCUACUAUCUGUCAUGGAACAGAAGUUGUCAGGUUCACACAGAGGAACAUUUUGAGGAUAUAUCCUAGGGGUACUCGGGUUAAUUCCUCAAACUACAAUCCUCUAAUGGGUUGGAUGCAUGGGGCUCAAAUGGUUGCUUUAAACAUGCAGGGAUAUGGCAAAUCUCUAUGGUUGAUGCAUGGAAUGUUUAGAUCCAACGGAGGGAGUGGCUAUGUGAAAAAGCCAGACUUUCUGAUGAAUGUGGGUCCAAAUGAUCAGGUUUUUUAUCCUAAAGCAAAGCUUCAAGUGAAGAAAAUCAUAAAAGUCAAAGUAUAUAUGGGAGAUGGAUGGCAUUUAGAUUUUAGACAAAGGCAGCUUAAUCUUUGGUCUCCACCAGAAUUCUACACCAGGAUUGGCAUAGCAGGAGUACCCGCAGAUAAGACAAUGAAGAAAACAAAGAAAAGAAAGGGCAAUUGGACCCCAGUGUGGGAUGAGGAGUUCACAUUUCCAUUGACAGUUCCGGAAAUAGCUUUACUUCGAGUUGAAGUUCGUGAAUAUAACAUGCCUGAGAAAGAUUAUUUCGCUGGCCAGACUUGCCUGCCGGUGUCCGAAUUGAGACCAGGCAUUAGGGCAGUGCCUUUAUUUAACCGCAAAGGAGAGAAGUUCACUUCACUUAGGCUUCUCAUGCGCUUUGAGUUUGUCCAAGUACAUAUUUAGUCUUACACCGUUUUAUUAGUACAGUACUUUCCCAUAAUUGGGAUGUCCACGCAAAUGCAAUAGAUACUAAUCUCCCGAAACAAAAAACCAUCACAUCUCAUUUUUGUGUUCUGUAAUAGUAAUCAAAUGCAAGAAAUUUAUAGUGCAUUACUACGUUUAGUUACUUAAAUUCAUCUAAAUUUUGAAAUUAUCCAAACAUGAUGGUGUUUCAGAAACUUGAGUCAGAAUUUGAAACCGAAAGGAUGUAUGUAUCAUACUCAAAAUUGACCCGGUCACUCAAGCUGCCCACACGACGACUUGAGUCAAUAUAUCUUAACUCCUUAUUUUCAACCAAGAAUGCCCUACCAAUUUUUUUUUCCUUUAGGCCCCCAAGGGGCCAGCACCUGUUCUUGUCUGGUAAUGUUCAAAAGGCAUCAAUGGUAAU